AUGUCCCUGGCAGAUGUUAGGACUAAAAUAAAACUUGCUUUUGAGGGGUCACAAAAACCAAAACAGAUUCGUGGCGAUGGAACAACUAGAAUUCAAGAAGAGCAGACUGCUAGCACACAAAGAAGUGUUGGUACUAAAAGGAAAGCAUCUUCUACAUCCGACAAUGCACAAUCAUAUUUUCCAAGGGGUGCGCAUGAUACUUCUCAGCCUUCACUUAAAUCAGUUUGGCAAAGUAAAGAAAGGGUACAUGAUACCGAUCUAGCUGUUGCAAUGUGGAUAUAUGAUGCUUGUAUACCGAUGAACGCUAUUAAUUCUCCUCUACUUCCAAUUGCAAUGAGCAAAGUAGCUUCUAUGGGACAUGGAUAUACUGGACCUUCCUAUCAUGCCGUUCGUGUGAGUUUGUUAAAAGAUGCCAAACAAUCUGUGAAACUCAUAGUUGAUUCUUAUAGAGAAUAUUGUGAUAUAGUCGAGAUUGUUGGUUCUAAGAACAUUGUUCACUUGGUCACUGAUAAUGCUGCAAAUCACAAGGCGGCAGGAAGAUUAUUAAGUGAAAAAUACCCAUUGAUUUCUUGGUCUCCAUGUGCAGCUCACUGUAUAAAUUUGAUCAUGAAGGACGUUUCAGAGAUACCUGAAGUGGCUAAUUUGAUACAACUUGCAUCACGGAUAACAGUUUUCAUGUAUAACCAUAAAUGGCCCUUAAAUUGGUUGAGAAAAAGACCUGGUUGGACAGAAAUCAUUCGCCCAGGAGCCACCAGGUUUGGUACCUCAUUUAUUGCCUUGAAGAGUUUAUGUGAUCACAAAUCUGAUUUGCAAGCUUUAGUGACCUCUAAUGAUUUCAAGAAAAUGUUAAAAAUGCCAAAAGCUAAAGAUGUGAGACAAACUAUCUUAGAGGACAAGUUUUGGCAAAACUGUUUGAUAACAGUUAAGGUAAUGAGUCCGAUCUUGAGACUUUUGCGUGUGUGCGACUCUGAUGAAAAACCUUCAUUAGGUUAUGUGUUUGAAGGUAUGCUUAGGGUUAAGAAUGGCCUCAAAGAGUUGUUUCAAAGGAAGAAACGUCUUUAUAAGCAAUAUGUUGACAUUGUUGAUGCUCGUUGGGAUAAGAUGUUACGCAAAAGUCUUCAUGCAGCAGCUUACUGGCUAAAUCUAACGUUUCAAUAUGAAAGAGAUAAUCGUGAGGAAAAGCAAGAGGGAUUUGAGGGGGUUCUUGAUAUGCUUGAGAAGAUGUCUGAAGGUAACCGAAUAUAUAUUUCAGAUUUAGCCAAAUUUCGGGAUAAGACAGGUGGCUUUGGUAGACCUCUCGCUUUGGCUUUGGUAGACCUCUCGCUUUGUCUUCACAUUGAUAGAACCGAAUUUUGGGUGGUUGAAGAAGAGCCAACAGGAGAGCUUGAUUAUGAUGAAUUAGAAAAUAUGAUAGACGAAGAGCCGCCAGCCAAUAUUGACCCGUCCCAAACACAAGCAGGCCAAAAUAUUAAUGAAGAUGAUGAUUUGAUUCUACUCGAUGAUGAUGAUGAAGUUGAAGCUACUGAGGAUGAAUUGGAUGAUCUGUAG
Messenger RNA from Erigeron canadensis, 1548 nucleotides. RefSeq lists its product as uncharacterized. Lineage: Eukaryota; Viridiplantae; Streptophyta; Magnoliopsida; Asterales; Asteraceae. The record is from RefSeq and is a predicted model, not a curated record. The transcript has 4 exons. The coding region runs from base 1 to 1548 and encodes 515 amino acids.